CCCGGGGCGGCUUCCCGGAGCGACAGUGGAACUCCUAAGUUGCGCCGGACCUUGGCCCUGACAGUCAGAGCUCUCCGCUCGAUCCGGCCGUCCUCCCUCCGUCCUCCCGCUGUCCUCCGUCCGCCGUCCUCAGCCGCCCGCCGUCCUCAGCCGCCCUCCGUUCUCCGCGCCCAGCCCUCCGCUCCCAACCCGGCGCCGGCAUGACGGGUUCGCUGUUCAAGGGGAACUUCUGGAGCACGGACAUUCUCAGCACCGUCGGCUACGACAGCAUCAUCCAGCAUCUGAACAAUGGCCGCAAGAACUGCAAGGAGUUUGAAGAGUUUUUGAAAGAAAGGGCAUCAAUUGAAGAGAAGUACGGCAAAGAUCUGCUGAAUCUUUCCAGGAAGAAGCCAUGUGGACAGUCCGAGAUCAAUACCUUGAAGAGAGCCCUUGAUGUCUUCAAGCAGCAAGUGGACAAUGUAGCCCAGUGUCACAUUCAACUUGCACAGACUCUGAGAGAGGAGGCCAGGAAGAUGGAAGAAUUCAGGGAAAAGCAGAAGCUGCAGCGGAAAAAGACAGAAACCAUCAUGGAUGCUGCCCACAAACAGAGGAACUCGCAGUUCAAGAAAGCCAUGGACGCCAAGAAGAAUUACGAGCAGAAGUGCCGGGACAAGGAUGAGGCGGAGCAGGCUGUCCACCGCAGUGCCAAUAUGGCCAACCAACGACAACAAGAAAAGCUUUUCGUGAAACUGGCCACUUCGAAGACUGCAGUAGAGGACUCAGACAAAGCGUACAUGCUGCACAUCAACAUGCUGGAGAAGGUCCGAGAAGACUGGCAGAGUGAACACAUUAAGGCCUGCGAGGUGUUCGAGGCCCAAGAAUGUGAAAGAAUCAACUUCUUCCGAAAUGCAUUGUGGUUACAUGUGAACCAGCUGUCACAACAGUGUGUCACAAACGAUGAAAUGUAUGAGCAAGUCCGGAAGAGUUUAGAAACGUGCAGCAUCGAGAAGGACAUCCAGUAUUUUGUGAACCAGCGGAAAACCGGACAGGUUCCCCCAGCACCCAUCAUGUAUGAGAAUUUCUACUCUCCUCAGCGGAAUGCAGCCCCACCAGCAAAGACUGCAGGGCCCAAUCCGGCAAGGAGAGGACCUCUCCCAGUUCCUAAGCGUAUACCAGAUGACCCUGAUUACUCUCUGGUUGAAGAUUACAGUUUGCUCUAUCAGUGACAUCAGAGGUGGUAAG
This is a messenger RNA of Rattus rattus (black rat), 1221 nucleotides long. RefSeq names its product proline-serine-threonine phosphatase interacting protein 2 (gene Pstpip2). The coding region runs from base 201 to 1205 and encodes 334 amino acids. The transcript has 14 exons. Gene Ontology annotation, molecular function: actin filament binding. NCBI's taxonomy places the organism in Eukaryota, Metazoa, Chordata, Mammalia, Rodentia, Muridae. Gene Ontology annotation, cellular component: actin filament; cytoplasm; plasma membrane. The record is from RefSeq and is a predicted model, not a curated record. Gene Ontology annotation, biological process: actin filament polymerization.